GCGCUCAUGUGCAUUUAAUAUCAAAAAAAUUACACGAUCCGCCACUCUUAUUCCGAGAGAGCCCAUGGUUCCCCAACGUGCCGCAGCCGCAAUUCAUCAGAGUCUGUUCGUAUAACAUCAUACUUUUAUCAAUUUUUUAAUGCUACAAAUCCAGCAUCAGACAGAGGUUUCGGUAAGAAUAUUCAAGACUGAAGAAAAGGAGUUGAAUCCUCGCUGAGAGAAAUGGAGUUUGGUGUUGGUGAUGUAGCCCAAAUAUCAGCAGAGCUAGCACGUGUCGUUGAAAUAAUGAUGUCUCCAGACGUUCCGCAUCAACAACGAUUGGACGUUUACAAUGCCUGCGAGAGAUUCAAGGAGACUUCACCACUUUGUGCUCAAUGUGGUUUAUAUCUCGCCCAAAUAUCACCAAAUAAUAGUUCAGUGGUACGUCACUUUGGUCUUCAACUGAUGGAGCACUGCAUCAAGUAUCGCUGGACACAGAUAUCUCAGAGUGAAAAGGUAUUUAUUAAGGAGAAUUCUAUGAAACUGCUGCAAGAGGGAAUGGAAAAUGGAGGACUCCAAGAGGAAACACACAUUAAGGAUGCCAUGUCUCGGGUAAUUGUAGAGAUGAUAAAAAGGGAAUGGCCCCAGCAGUGGCCGACUUUGUUAGCUGAACUGAGUCAGGCUUGCACACGAGGUGAGGCCCAAACUGAAGUUGUUCUCCUCGUUUUUCUUCGCUUGGUAGAGGAUGUUGCACUGUUACAGACACUUGAGUCCAAUCAAAGACGAAAAGAUAUUUAUCAGGCACUCACCACCAACAUGGCUGAGAUCUUUGCAUUCUUCUUGAGACUCAUGGAGCAACACUUCUCCGAGUUUCAGAAGAAAACGGCAAAUACAUCGAAUAUACAGGACCAAAAUUGAUAAAAGUCGCUUAUCCAGUUAAUCACAAUCACAAUAAUGAUUACGGUACUGUCAACGGAAUGACAGCCUAUUGCCUGAGUGAUUAUGACUCUGAAGAGGAGUUCCUAGUAUUUCUCCAUCGUUUUCGAAUGGAUUUACUGGAGGGUGUACGUCAUGCAACAAUGGUAGCUCCAUUAGUAACUUUCGCCUACGUUCAACACUGGUUGACAGCAAAGAUAACCAAAGGAAUGGUGAAUCUGCGGUAUAAAAGUAAUCCAAAUGAUCCAGAGUAUUUGGAGUGGGAGGCACUUGCACAGGCGCUUGACUCUGUUAUCUCCAGAAUUCUUCUGGUGAGUGAACGACCGAGUGUGCAGAAUGGUCUUCAGCUCCUUGAAUUAUGUCUCAGCUACUCCCCAGAUGAUCCCUGGCUGCUAUCAGCACUUUUAUCCUGCAUCUCUGCACUAUUUGUAUUCUUAUCGAUGUCUACUGGAUCUAUGGCGAUGCCAGGUGUUGCCAUACUGCCCCGAGUACUUGAGAAAAUUUUCUCAGCUCUUGUCUAUGAGAGUCCCGAGGACAGAAAACUCUCAGGACCAGGAAAUCGUUCCAAAGCAACCAAGUGUGUUAGGAGACAUGCUGCGAGUCUGAUGGUUAAAAUUGGUCUGAAGUAUCCCCUCCUUCUUUUACCUGUCUUCGAGCAGAUUCAUACGACUGUCAGAGGAUUAAUGAGAGUUCAUAAUAAUAGAAAUGAGGGAAAAAAUACUUCGAGUCAGUUAACGAGGAUGGAAAGUGUGGUGCUUCAUGAAGCUCUCUUGAUAAUCUCUAAUCAUUUUUGUGAUUAUGAAAGACAGACUCGAUUUAUCGCUGAAAUCAUUGGAGACGCCUCUCCCAGAUUCAUAGCCAUUGGCCUUGAGGCUUUUAAAGGACCUGUUGAGUUGAUGAGGUUCAUAGGACUAGAUAGACCAGCAGUGGCUUCCGACAAUAAGAGCACUGAGCAAGAGAUAAUUAUUCAGAACAGAGCGGACUUGAUGUAUUGUCUUUCUACUGUUCUCAGUGUCGUCAAACGUUGUUCCAUCCCUGAAGAUCCUGAUCGUGCUGCUCGGGGUGGAUUUGUUGCUGCUUUGAGUGAAAGCGGAAAUCCAGUCUACCGGAAUCCAGCUGCUCCUCACAUCAUCCCCAUUUUACCUACUCUGUUCGCUCUACUGAGAGCCAUCAAUGCAUUUUUUACACCAACUGCAUUGACGUUAUUGGCAGAUGAUUAUAAAAAGGCACAUGAUCUCCUGGAGAACGAGAAGAUUCAUCUUAUGGGAAUUACAGUUUCCAAUCUGCAGGCUAAUAAUCUUUACCAGCAUCCAGCGGAACAGUCGAAUUCAGAUCACAACGAUCAAUCCUCAACUCCUCCACUAUCAAGAAUGCAACAAUUUUUGUCAUCAAUCCACGAUAACUGUUAUCACAUGCUUGGUAGUGGUUGCCACACACUUGGCAGAGAUUUCUAUCAAUUGCCUGGGCUUGCACCAGCGCUACUCAAUUCCGUUUUUUCUAACAUGGAACUCAUCCCUGAUUAUCGACUGCGCCCAAUAAUCCGAGUUUUUUUGAAGCCUUUCAUUUACUCGUGUUUACCAGCUUUUUACGAGAGUGUACUGGUACCGAUAUUGACACAUGUCUCGACACACAUGUGCCAGAGACUGAGUGCAAAGUGGCAGUACUUGACUAGACUGCAUGAGGAAAGGUAUGGCCAUGACGACGAUAAUCCAACGGAUGCACAGGAAGUCCUCGAUGAUAUGCUCAAUAGAAAUUUAACGAGAGACUUUGUAGACGUAUUGAAGGUGACUCUAGUUGGAGGAACAACGAGUGAUGCUGCACCUCCUGAUUCUACCAUGGAUGACAGCUCUGGAAUGGCUGUCGAUCAGAUUACACCGUCUCCAGCUGUCAGAGGGAACAGCAUCGUUGCUGAAGUUGUCAGUGAGCUUGGGGCUUUUGUUCUGAGGCAUCCUUCGACGUGUCACAGUAUUGUUCUCUGUGUACUUGGAGCAUUGUCGUGGAAUGACUCCAAUGCUAGUCUUAAAGCUACUAUGCUGACUGGACCCAUCGUGAGAGCACUGGUGGCUGAUGGCAGUCUCACUCCAGCUAUGGCUGCUCAUAUUAUGGUUGCCGUACUUCAGGGGCUUCAGCUGCAUGGACAGCAUGAGGCCAAUCAGGGAUCACUGAUAACUCUGGGGGCUCAGGUUUACGAGUGCCUCAGACCCAAAUUUCCUAAUAUUAUUCAGGUCAUGCAGCAGAUCCCGGGAGUAAAUCCCGCUGAUCUGCAGAGGUUUGAUGAGAAGAUGGCCACAGUCAGCAGCAAAGGAAAUAAGGUCGAGAAGGGGAAGAAAGAGUUGUUCAAGAAAAUUACUAAUCAGUUAAUCGGUAGAAGUGUAGGACAGUUAUUCCGGAAAGAGAUAAAAAUAGAUAAUUUACCCCGUCUCGAAGUAAGUAAACCACCGCAGAUGCGUACUGAUGAAUUAUCGAAGAAUGCAGCAGAUACAGGUCUCACAGCACUUUUUGCUGGCUCCACGUAGCAGUGUCUCAUUGACAGCCGUACUCUCCACGGUUGGUCAAACUCAAUCACCAAUUACAAUCUAUUAUAAAUCUUGACAGCAUGUCCUAUUAUUAUUACGCUGCACAGUGUAAAUUGAUACUAAGGAUAAACGUCGAACAAGGACAUUACAUUGCUUUUGUUUCCAAGUCAUCGAACCCAGUCAGAAAUUAGUGCGGACGAUAAAAUAAACAAUCGAAAUUCCGGUGAAAUUGUGUUCGGCGUUGCAGUUACGUUAUAAAAUGUUAAACGCUAGACUUUUGUCUUAUUUAUUUUGUUAAAAAAAGAAAAUUCAUCAGAAACAAAAACAAAAAAAAAUAUCAAAAAAAUGUUGUCAUUCAAGUUUAUUAAUUUAUCAUUUAGAUGCUUUUAUAUUCUUUUUUUUUUGGUUGGAAUAUUGGAAGAAGUUAGAAGAGUUGUAGUAUAUCUGUUAUGCUCUGAAAUGCUAACAACAUAGUUGUUGAAAAAAAAUUUUUUCCAGUGCAGGGACGUUCUGGUCCCUCCUAGCCAAAAUUCACAGUUUUUU
This is a messenger RNA of Fopius arisanus, 3974 nucleotides long. RefSeq names its product exportin-5-like protein Ranbp21 (gene Ranbp21). Gene Ontology annotation, biological process: RNA export from nucleus; protein export from nucleus. Gene Ontology annotation, cellular component: nucleus; RNA nuclear export complex; cytoplasm. Gene Ontology annotation, molecular function: nuclear export signal receptor activity; small GTPase binding; RNA binding. The record is from RefSeq and is a predicted model, not a curated record. NCBI's taxonomy places the organism in Eukaryota, Metazoa, Arthropoda, Insecta, Hymenoptera, Braconidae.